This is a messenger RNA of Pangasianodon hypophthalmus (striped catfish), 3613 nucleotides long. It is a transcript of the gene pold1, whose product is annotated as polymerase (DNA directed), delta 1, catalytic subunit. The record is from RefSeq and is a predicted model, not a curated record. Gene Ontology annotation, molecular function: 3'-5'-DNA exonuclease activity; DNA-directed DNA polymerase activity; nucleotide binding. The coding region runs from base 145 to 3462 and encodes 1105 amino acids. Gene Ontology annotation, cellular component: delta DNA polymerase complex. Gene Ontology annotation, biological process: DNA-templated DNA replication; nucleotide-excision repair, DNA gap filling; DNA replication proofreading. The transcript is spliced from 27 exons. Lineage: Eukaryota; Metazoa; Chordata; Actinopteri; Siluriformes; Pangasiidae.
AGCGUGCUCUCUGGGUUCCGCGCAAUUUUGCCGGGAAAACGGAAAUCGGCUCGUUGUCAGACUCAGCGAACUGAAGUGGCGGGAGAUUCUGGCAGUUCGGUACCGGAUCAGUGGGGCUCGUGCUGGAUAAAAGGCUUCUGAGGAAUGGAUUUUAAGCGACGGAAUGGAGGACCUUCGAUGGGCGGCGUCUCUCAGGCCAAGAGGGGUAAAAUGGGCUCUGAGUGGGAGGACGGUCCGUCGCACUUUGAGGAAGAGCUCGCCCUGCUUGACGAAAUGGACAUGGAGAUGGAAUCGGGAGAAGGGCAGGCGGGUCAUGAUGUCAUCCCAGUGGGUGAUUUAUAUUCAGCGGAUCUGAAUCCACGCUGGCGCCGUCCCGCUGCGGCGACUCUUCAUCCCGAUAAAGACACGCUCAUCUUUCAGCAGAUUGACCUGGACUAUUAUCUGGGCGUUGCAGUGGCCGGGAUGCCAGGACAGGUCCAGGGGAAGGUUCCGGUGGUCCGUAUGUUUGGAGUGACAGACAGUGGGAACAGCGUCUGUUGUCAUAUACACGGUUUUGCUCCCUACUUCUACGUUCCUGCACCAGCCGGCUUCACUAGUUCUCACCUGGCGGAGUUUCAGAAGGAGCUGAACGCUGCUGUGUUGAAGGACAUGCGCUCCAACAAAGACAACAUCUCAGUCACUGUGCUAGCGGUGGACAUCACCCGCAAAGAGAGUAUGUACAGUUACCACGGUAAGCGUCCACUGGACUUCCUGCGCAUCACCAUGGCGAUGCCACGCCUGGUUGCCCCGGCGAAACGUAUUCUGGAGCAGGGAUUUAAGUUUGCUCACUUCUCCCUUCAGAGCUACCCUGCAUACGAGGCCAACAUUGACUUCGAGAUCAGGUUCAUGGUGGACUGUGAUGUGGUGGGCUGCUGCUGGAUCGAGUUGCCUAAAGGAAAGUACAAACUAAGAGAGGAGAAGAGUACAGGAGAGACGGACUCCCGAGACCCAGGCAAGGUGUCUCUGUGUCAGUACGAGGUGGAUGUUGGAUGGACAGAUCUGAUCAGUCACCCAGCAGAAGGGGACUGGCAGAGAAUCGCUCCUCUCAGGGUCCUCAGCUUCGACAUUGAGUGUGCGGGCAGAAAAGGUGUGUUUCCGGAGCCUGAGGUGGACCCGGUGAUUCAGAUCGCCUCCAUGGUGCAGCGUCAGGGAGAGAAGGAGCCUUUUAUCCGCACUGUGUUCACCUUACAGAGCUGUGCUAGUAUAGUGGGCUCUCAGAUCCUCUGCUUCACUCAAGAGAAGCAGCUACUACAGAGUUGGGCAGAGUUUGUGAGGAUGGUGGAUCCUGACAUCAUUACAGGGUACAAUAUUCAAAACUUUGACCUGCCGUACCUGCUCAACAGAGCCGCUACUUUAAAGGUGAAUUAUUUCCCCUAUCUGGGUCGUAUGAGGGGCAUCAGGUCGGUCCUUAAAGACUCCAGCUUCCAGAGCAAACAGAUGGGCCGCAGAGAAAACAAAACCGUCAACAUGGAGGGCAGAGUGCUGUUUGACCUUCUUCAGGUCCUGCUGAGGGACUAUAAGCUGCGCUCGUACACACUCAACGCCGUCAGUUUCCACUUCCUGCAGGAGCAGAAAGAGGAUGUCCAGCACUCCAUCAUUACAGACCUGCAGAAUGGAAAUGAGCAGACGAGGCGGCGUUUGGCUGUCUACUGUCUGAAAGAUGCCUACUUGCCCCUGCGCUUGCUGCAGAAGCUGAUGUGUGUGAUUAACUACAUGGAGAUGGCCAGAGUGACGGGCGUGCCCCUGACCUACCUCCUGUCUCGAGGCCAGCAGAUUAAAGUCGUGUCCCAGUUACUUCGACAGGCCAUGAAGCAGGACUUGGUGAUGCCGGUAGUAAAGACUGAAGGUGGGGAGGAUUAUACAGGUGCUACAGUCAUUGAGCCAGAGAAGGGGUACUACAGCGUGCCGAUUGCCACUCUGGAUUUUUCCUCGCUGUACCCAUCCAUUAUGAUGGCUCAUAACCUGUGUUACACUACACUGCUGCAGAAAGGCCAAGCGGAGAGACUGGGUCUCUCAUCAGAUGACUUCAUUAAGACGCCUACAGGAGAUCUGUUUGUCAAAAGCUCGGUGAGGAAGGGCCUCCUUCCCGAGAUCCUGGAGAACCUGCUGAGUGCCCGCAAGAGGGCGAAGGCUGAUCUGAAGAAGGAGACCGACCCGUUCAGGAAGCAGGUGUUGGAUGGCAGGCAGCUGGCUUUAAAGAUCAGCGCCAACUCUGUGUACGGUUUCACUGGUGCACAGGUGGGCAAACUGCCCUGUCUGGAGAUCUCGCAGAGUGUCACAGGCUUCGGCAGGCAGAUGAUUGAACAGACUAAGCAGCUUGUGGAAUCCAAAUACACCAUCUCUAAUGGAUAUCCAGCUGAUGCCAAGGUCAUCUAUGGAGACACAGACUCUGUUAUGGUGAAACUGGGAGUGGACACAGUGCAGGAGGCGAUGAACGCAGGAAAGGAGGCAGCUGAGUGGGUGUCCUCACACUUUGUCCCCCCAAUCAAACUGGAGUUUGAGAAGGUGUACUAUCCGUAUUUACUGAUCAAUAAGAAGAGGUACGCAGGCCUGUAUUUCUCCUCCAGUUCAGAGCAUCAUGAUAAGAUGGACUGUAAGGGAAUAGAGACUGUGAGGCGAGACAACUGCCCCCUAGUGGCCAACCUCAUCAACAUGUGCCUUCAAAAAAUCCUCAUAGACAGAGAUCCUGAUGGAGCUGUAGCCCAUGCUAAAGAGGUGAUCUCAGACCUUCUGUGUAACCGCAUUGACAUCAGCCAACUGGUGAUCACCAAGGAGUUGACGCGCACAGCGCAGGAGUACGCAGGAAAACAGGCCCAUGUGGAACUCGCAGAAAGGAUGCGAAAGCGAGAUGCAGGCAGCGCUCCUAAUCUCGGCGAUCGAGUUCCAUAUGUUAUCAUCAAGGCAGCUAAAGGAGUAGCAGCGUACAUGAAAUCAGAGGACCCUAUUUAUGUGCUGGAGAACAACAUCCCUAUCGACACAGAAUACUACCUCGAGCAGCAGCUGUCUAAACCUCUACUGCGCAUCUUUGAGCCUAUACUUGGAGAAACCAAGGCUGAGAGUGUAUUACUCAAGGGAGAUCACACACGCUGUAAGACCGUUCUGACCUCCAGAGUGGGCGGCCUCAUGGCCUUUGCGCAGAAACGUAGCACGUGCAUUGGCUGCAAAGCGGUUCUCAAAACAGACACUGCUGUGUGUGAUUUCUGCAAGAAGAAGGAGUCCGAGCUCUAUCAGAAAGAGAUUGCUCACCUGUCCUCACUGGAGGAGAAGUUCUCUCGUCUGUGGACUCAGUGUCAGCGCUGCCAAGGGUCCCUUCAUGAAGACGUGCUGUGUACCAGUCGAGACUGUCCUAUCUUCUACAUGAGGAAAAAGGUUCAGAAAGAUCUCGGUGAUCAAGAGAAGCUUGUUUCACGUUUCGGCUGGUGAGAGGAUCUCAGGAAUUGCAUCAUUACCUCCCUCCCAUCAUGCAUUGUUAUCAGAGUGGGUUUGUUUUGUUACUCUCUAUUUGUAAAGAGCCAUAUUUACCUUUUUGUACACAAUCAAUACAGUAGAAAAUAAAAUUUUCUUUUUUGUAAAA